Molecule: messenger RNA, 396 nt
Organism: Cylicostephanus goldi
Lineage: Eukaryota; Metazoa; Nematoda; Chromadorea; Rhabditida; Strongylidae
Source: the annotation of a GenBank genome assembly
AUGGUCCCCACCGACAAAGAACUGCAAGAUCUUUUUGAAGAGCUGGAAAAUAUGAGUGACUCUGGACCUGAAAUGGCAGCAGACGACAUCUCCAUAGGAAGCAAUCCCAGGCCUGGUCUUCGUCCGUUCUUCACUAGAUCGAAAGAAAUUCUUCCCGCAAUAUACGACAGGGGCGGUGACAACGGGUCUGACAGCGAAGGUGAAGCAGAAGAUAUUGACUGGUCAUCGGAAACGGAAAAAGAGCGGGAGAAAGAAGAGAGGAAAACGUCACAGACUCAUGAUAUGUUGAAGGAAGCAUUGGCUGCAUCAGGAGAUCAGCUAUCCUCAACAGUCACGCCAACGGUAAAUCUUGAACUUUACAUCAUUGCACCAAAAAGUGAAAGCGUAUACGACUGA